Molecule: messenger RNA, 1116 nt
Organism: Juglans regia (Persian walnut)
Lineage: Eukaryota; Viridiplantae; Streptophyta; Magnoliopsida; Fagales; Juglandaceae
Product: DNA-directed RNA polymerase V subunit 1-like
Exons: 3
Coding region: 95-529 (144 amino acids)
Biological process (GO): chloroplast rRNA processing; chloroplast organization
Cellular component (GO): chloroplast
Source: RefSeq, a predicted model, not a curated record
GCUCAUUUCGCAAGCUUUGAAAAAUCGAGUGGAAACCUCUGUUCCGUUCCAGCUUGCCAACAAGCAACACGCACAUUGCUAUCGCCAGCAUUCUAUGGCAGCUCCUCUGCUUCUAAGGAGCAUUCCAUACCUCCGCCUCCGACUCCACCACCAGCACCAGGACCAGCACCGGAUAUCCGGUAGUUUAUUCGCGACUCCUUGCCGACUCUGGUGCACUGCUGCCGCACCGACUGGGUCCCACGAGAAUUUAUCUCCUACGGACAGCGCCACCGUAGAUUGGAGCGCCGCGGACCUUCCCAAGAACGCUCGGUGCGAGGACACCGACUACCGCAAGUGGAAAGUCGAGAUCCUCAGAGACAUCGAACCCAUUACUUCUCUCGCCAAAGAUAUUCUCCACUCCGGCAGGUACAUAGAUGGGGAACAUCUAACAGCCGAAGAUAAGAAAAUUGUGGUAGAUAAGCUUCUUGCUUAUCAUCCACAUUCUGAAGAUAAAAUUGGUAGUGGACUUGACUCUAUUAUGGCUUUUUAAAGAGUCGUUGCUCCCUCAAGCAUUGUUGGAUAACCAUAGCCUGAGGAAGGCAAGACAGGUGAUUGAAUUAUGAACUAAGGUAUCAGGAAGUUGUACUAAAAACUUGGUGAAAAACAAUAUUUAUUUCUGUUCUCUAGUAUUAGUAAAAGUAAUAAAUUAUGCCAUCGAUCUGUAUACCAUAAAAUCAAAACUAUCCACUUUUUGCAAUGAAAAAAUGAAAAUCUAAACCAUAAAUGUGCUGUCCACCUGAUGGCUUAACCCAACCCUCUCUUUCAUUGCCAGGGAGGGACAUAAUGGUGUUAUGAUUGGGUGUUGUAAGCAUUUGGUUGUUGUUUGUCAUAUAUUGGUAGCGUUAACAUUUAAUAAGGACAAGCUUUUCCAUUAUAUGGGUCAUACUUGUUAUUUGAUUAACUUUGUUCAUAACUCAUAAAUAAAUAAAUAAAUAAAUAAAUAACCGCAACAUGAGAUUCAUUAAAACUGAUUCAAAAAAGAAAGAAAAUCCUCCCCAAAAUGCAUUGGUAUUGGGAGUUCCAUGCAUAUAUUUAUUCUCAGCGUUAUUUUGUUGCGUUUACUUCAAAAAGAAAAUG